Camelus dromedarius (Arabian camel) is the source of this 921-nucleotide messenger RNA. It is a transcript of the gene IGF1, whose product is annotated as insulin like growth factor 1. Bases 262 to 741 code for a protein of 159 amino acids. Gene Ontology annotation, cellular component: extracellular region. Gene Ontology annotation, biological process: positive regulation of phosphatidylinositol 3-kinase/protein kinase B signal transduction; positive regulation of cell population proliferation; regulation of protein phosphorylation. The record is from RefSeq and is a predicted model, not a curated record. Gene Ontology annotation, molecular function: hormone activity; insulin-like growth factor receptor binding; growth factor activity. NCBI's taxonomy places the organism in Eukaryota, Metazoa, Chordata, Mammalia, Artiodactyla, Camelidae. The transcript has 5 exons.
GGCAAGCGUUCCCCCAGCUGUUUCCUGUCUACAGUGUCUGUGUUUUGUAGAUAAAUGUGAGGAUUUUCUCUAAAUCCCUCUUCUGUUUGCUAAAUCUCACUGUCACUGCUAAAUUCAGAGCAGAUAGAGCCUGCGCAAUGGAAUAAAGUCCUCAAAAUUGAAAUGUGACAUUGCUCUCAACAUCUCCCAUCUCUCUGGAUUUCUUUUUGCCUCAUUAUUCCUGCUAACCAAUUCAUUUCCAGACUUUGCACUUCAGAAGCAAUGGGAAAAAUCAGCAGUCUUCCAACCCAAUUAUUUAAGUGCUGCUUUUGUGAUUUCUUGAAGGUAAAGAUGCACGUCACGUCCUCCUCGCAUCUCUUCUACUUGGCCCUGUGCUUGCUCACCUUCACCAGCUCUGCCACGGCUGGACCUGAGACGCUCUGCGGGGCUGAGUUGGUGGAUGCUCUUCAGUUCGUGUGCGGAGACAGGGGCUUUUAUUUCAACAAGCCCACGGGGUAUGGCUCCAGCAGUCGGAGGGCGCCUCAGACAGGCAUCGUGGACGAGUGCUGCUUCCGGAGCUGUGAUCUGAGGAGGCUGGAGAUGUACUGCGCACCCCUCAAGCCUGCCAAGUCAGCCCGCUCCGUCCGUGCCCAACGCCACACCGACAUGCCCAAGGCUCAGAAGUAUCAGCCCCCAUCUACCAACAAGAAAACGAAGUCUCAGAGGAGAAGGAAAGGAAGUACAUUUGAAGAACACAAGUAGAGGAAGCGCAGGAAACAAGAACUACAGAAUGUAGAAAGACCUUCCUGAAGAGUGAAGAAGGACAUGCCACCGGCAGGAUCCUUUGCUCUGCAUGAGUUAUCAGAAGACCCACCAAAAAAGUUUGAUAACAUUUCAAAAGAUGGGCAUUCCCCCAGUGAAAUACGCAAGUAUACAUUCCAA